This is a messenger RNA of Pseudozyma flocculosa PF-1, 2874 nucleotides long. RefSeq lists its product as uncharacterized. Gene Ontology annotation, biological process: regulation of transcription by RNA polymerase II. Lineage: Eukaryota; Fungi; Basidiomycota; Ustilaginomycetes; Ustilaginales; Ustilaginaceae. Bases 1 to 2874 code for a protein of 957 amino acids. The record is from RefSeq and is a predicted model, not a curated record. The transcript is spliced from 3 exons. Gene Ontology annotation, molecular function: DNA-binding transcription factor activity, RNA polymerase II-specific; RNA polymerase II cis-regulatory region sequence-specific DNA binding.
AUGUCCCAACAACCGCCCUACCAAGGCCCUCCAAACCCAAACUCUCGAGCUGCCGGACAGCCCUACGACUACUCUCAGCCGCCCCGUCCGUCGUCGCAGACCCUCGAGGACAGCAGGAUGGACUUUGGAAGCUACGCUUCGUCGUCUUCGGGGAGCGACUUUCGGUACGCGUCGUCGCACCACCGGCCGGACGCGCUGCCCUCGCUCCAGCCUCCCUCGACAGGAUCCUCGCAAAUGUCGCUGCUGUUUGGGUCCAACGCCACGACGCCGAGGCAGUCGGCCUUUACGCGCGAGCAGAUCGACCGGCCGCCGCAGCUCUCGCUCGCCAUGUCGCAGUACGGAUCCGCCUCGGGCGCGGCCAACCAGACGUCGUCGUCGUCGAGCGCCAUGCCGAUGCGCAUGUCGUACUUUGACGGGGGCGUCGGCACAAUGGCCUCGGGCGACAUGUCUGGCGGUGCCAGCUUCUCCGACCCUUCGAGGUCGAUGCAGCUUCCCGCAGCGUCUUCGUCGUCGCUAGCCACGUCUUCGACGGCCGCGGCGUGGCAGCAAUCGUCGCUGCACCGCACGUCGUACAACAGCCUCGGCUCGUCGUCGCAGAGCGGCUACGCAAGCUCCGACGCCGGAGGCAUGAUGCUGCCGUCCUCUACGGCGUUCGCCUACGACUCGUCGUCGGAGAACAACAGCCCCAUCCGGCCUCCCGGGUACUACGACGCCUCCUCGGCCGCCGGUCACGUAUCGUACGCCGGUCCGCACUCGUACGCCAGCGCCUACGGCAGCAAGGGUCUCGAGCAGGCCUACGGUGGCGGCCACCCUUCCGAAGUGUCGAUCACCGACAUCGACAACGCGCUGUCGCAGAUCUCGACGCUGUACAAGUCGGCCACCACCAAGAAGAACGCCGAAUUCUACCGAGACAAGUGGGCCCGCAUCUGGCUGAGCUGCAACUACACGCUCAAGGCCUCGAUUCAGAUCUCGAUUCCGAGGACCAUCCUGCACGAGUCGUACCGCAGGGCGUGCGAGUCGUUCGGCGUCGAGCCGCUGCAGGCGGCCUCGUUUGGUAAGGUGCUGCGCGGCCAGUUCCCCGACGUUGCCCAGCGCAGGCUCGGCGGACGCGGCAAGACGCGGUUCCACUACUGCGGCUUCGGCACCUCGAACCAGCGCGAGGCCAUCAAGGUCAAGCAGCUGCUCGACGACGAAAAGGCCGGACGCCUCCAGCUGAGCGUCGGCAUGAGCGCCGAGUUCGCGCAGCAGCACGAGGGUAGGACCAGGUCGAUCACCUCGGGCGGCGAAGACCUUUCGCGCAGCUACGCGUCGCUCGACCCCUCGGGAGACGGCCGCCACCUCCACUUUGCCAAUGCCGCCGGACACUACGGCGGGCAGUCGACGAGCGGCUCGCUCGAGUCGCAGGACGACAAGGUGGCGGCCUCGGCGUUUGCCACGCUCAACGCAUCGGCCUCGGGAGCGCAGGCGGGCACCGCCGCGUCCCACAUGCCACGCAGGCAUACGCUCUCCAGCUCGGACGCCAACCGAGUCAUGUUCGGCGGCAGCCUGCCCAGUCUUGGCGCCGGCGCUGGCAGCACCGUCGGGACCAGCGCAGACGGCAGCUUCGAAGCCGCCAAGGGCGAGCUUGCUGCCAGCGGCGUCGCGGCCAGCUCGUCGAGCGUCGGCGGCGGCUUGCUCCACCACCACGGCCGCCUGGAUCGCGCCGGCGGCGGCGACAGCUCCGGACUGCCCUCGGUCAACAACAGCCCGUCGCUGUCCAUGUCCGGCCGGCUGAGCCGCCCGCAGAGCGUGGCGCACUUUCGACGGUCGUGCAGGGACCUACCAGACUGGCCCAACCCGGACGAAGGCGACUCGACGCUCAACGCCGCCUCGUUCCACCUGUCGAUGAAGGGCAAGAUCGCCUGGAAGGAGUACGAGUCGAUGUGCCAGGAUCUACUCCAUUCCAUCUACCAGGGGCCCGACAUGGCGGCUUUCGACCGGAGAGCCACGGCCUUCUGGAGCGCCCUGAGCCAGGACAGUCAAGAGGCUAUGCGGACCGAGCCGACUCUGUGCGAGCUCAUCCUGCGCGGCGACGCCAUCAUUGUCCGGCAGCUGCUGGUGCGCCUCGACGACAUGAUUGGCGACGACGUCUCCGACGAGCGCACCGCGAGCCUCAGCGGGACGGCGAUGAGCAUGUCGAGCCGGCUGCAGAACCUGCUCGAGGGCAGGCUGCCGGCGUCGUUUGUCAAGUCCAAGGUGCAGGCGUGCGAGAAGCUCACCGAAAACCUCGAGCGGGUGGCGAGGAUCUUUGAGUCGAUCAAGCAGUUCCGCGAGAACUCGAUGCUCGACCUCACAUCCGGCCGGCGCUACCCGGACUCGCACCCCCUCGGCCCGCCGUCGUUCCCCUCGACGUCGUCUUCGCACGCCGACAUCCUCGGCCCGCACCAGGCGCCGUACGGCGGACCACCGAGCAAGGCCUCAUUCAACUUCCAAGGAGGCGCGCGGCGGCGCGACGACAGCAUCGGCAGCAGCGUCUCGGACUCGCACUACACCUGGCUCAGCGGGGACCACCAGUACAGCAGCUCUGCGUCCGAGAGCGACUUUUCGCUCCACUCUGCGCCGACGGCCGACACGGGCCACGGCGGCAACAGCGGCGUGUUUGGCAGCAUGGCAGCGCCGGUGGCGCGCAAGUGGUCGGGCCAUCGGAUGCGCAUGUCGUCUGGACCGCUGUCGAGGUCGACUGGCACUUCCGAGGCGUCGAGCAGCGCUGCGGCCGCACCUUCGUCGUCGUCGGCGGCCACGGCGACGGCGACGGGCGGGGCUGCUUCGGCGUCUGCGUCGGCCGCCUCGAGCGAGCAGGACAAGGGCCAGGAUCAACCCAUGGACCAGCUGUGA